AUGAGUUCCGACGACGGCGACAAUUCGGAAAUACUCCGCACCGAAGACGAAGACAAGGUUACCGACUUGGAGGAAACGGAAGAAUUUGCACAUCAGACCACCUUGCAAGUCCGAAGAGAAUCCUUCCGACCGAUCAAGGAUGAGGAUCCCACCACCAUGGAGAUUAGUCGAUUACCGCCCAAGUUACGGCCCUCUCUGUCCACUCGCAUUUCUUACAAAAUCAACAAGGCCGGCAAGGCCAUGCACAUUUUCAAGGAACGAAAAAAGAAACGGGUGGACGAAAGUCACAAACAUUUCUUGACGGCUCAUUGCAUUCGAGAUGGGAUUCGGUAUACUACCAAAAAUACCAAGGACUCGUCCGAUACUCAAACGGGAGAAGAUGGAUUUCGGGUCAUCAAGAGAACCAAAUUGCCCAUUACCACGGCCAUUUCAGAUGGGAUUGACGAUGACGAAUCCUCAUCGACCAAGUUUAGCAGUUCUUCGUCCUUUCUUGGGUUUGGAAACAAGAGCUUGGGUUCCAAGUCGUUUGAAUUUAAGGAAUAUGCGCCUCAAGUCUUUUUGAAAUUGAGAAAUCAUUGGGGGAUCAGUCAAGCGGAUUACAUACAGUCCUUGGCGUCCGAAGAAUUGUAUUUGGAUUUUCAAUCCAAUUCCAAAUCGGGACAAUUCUUUUUCUUUUCCGACGACAAGUUUUUCAUGAUCAAAACAUUGACGCAACAAGAAUGCACAUGGCUCCAAGAAUGUUUGGAAAAGUAUUACCGACACAAUAUGAAAUACGAAGCUACCCUGUUGGUCAAAUUUGUCGGCAUGUACCGCAUCAAAGUACCUCGCCGAAAGUCCAAGAGGGGAUUUCGCAAGACGCACUUUGUCGUCAUGCGAUCCACCUUUGAUACAGUAUUGCCAAUGCACAAAAAGUUUGAUCUCAAGGGAUCUCUUGUCGGUCGGGAAGCGAGUGAAUCCGAUAAGAAAAAACUCUUUCCUGUCCUAAAAGACAAGGAUCUACAAAAUUCUGGAUUGAAAUUGCAAUUGGGAGAAGAAUACACGAGUAAAAUGAUGAAACAACUGGAAGUGGACUGCGACUUGUUGACUAGCCUCAAUAUGAUGGAUUAUUCAUUACUGGUGGGGAUCUUUGACAAAUCAAGAGUCGAUCCAACCUAUGGGAUUGAUGAUCAUACACUGCGAGAAAUUCUGGCACAAGACAAUUGUCUCCACUUUACGGACCGGUUGGACGAACAUGGGCUCAUUUAUUUCAUGGGUAUCAUUGACUUUUUGCAGCAUUAUAACGCCAACAAGAAGUUUGAAACGGUGGCCAAGAGUUUUGUCAACAAUUCCAGGGAAAUUUCUUCCGUCAAGCCCAAAUUUUAUGCCAAACGCCUGGUGACCUUUAUUGCCAAGUUUGUAGAGUAG
Messenger RNA from Cylindrotheca closterium, 1404 nucleotides. Lineage: Eukaryota; Bacillariophyta; Bacillariophyceae; Bacillariales; Bacillariaceae. The record is from the annotation of a GenBank genome assembly.